UGACAACUGACGGAUUGUAGACACGAAUUGAAGGUCUUAAUUUUCCACGGUGAAAUUACCAAAAAUUUAGUAAAUUAUUACAUAAAACAUCUUUCAAAGCUAGCUGUUCAACAAUUGUAUGCAUUAUAAACGUGUAAAAGUCUAUAAUGGUCAUUGACGAACACAAAUGUUACAGAGUUACAUUGUGACGUACCAGGAACCAUGGAAGAAUUGGAGUCGAUUCUUAUAAUAUGUAACACAUAUUUGAAGUUAUCAAAAAUUACCUAAACCGUACAGUAGUGUUCUAGUCUUUUAUCUAUAGAAUAGAGAAUAUUAUUUUAUUUAUUUAAUUUAAUACAGUUUACAUUAUUAAAAAUCAAUUUAUUUUAUCAUAUUUAUAAUUCCAUUGAUAUUGUAUUUAAUACAAUAUAAAAAAGAGAGCAAUAAAAUAGAAAACUAAUAUAAUAAAAAGCAAUGUUAGAUUUUGAAUCAGUAUAAAAACCAAAGACAUAUAAGUGAAAUAAACAGAUAACAAAAUAGUGUAACUAAAAUAUAGUGUAGGGACCUGUAGAUGCUUCUAAACGUAUGGAAUACUCUAAAAGAAAAAGAGACAGAGAGAGAAAUUGAAAAGGAUAAGAAAGGAGAUAUUUCGAAGGAAGCUAUGGCCGCGACAAUGGUUGAGACGCCCCCUCCACAACUGAUAACAACGAUUGAAUGGAGCAUGAUGGAUAAAAGCAAAUUCUUCCCCCUAUAUACAUUGAGCAGUUUUACAGUACGCUGCGCACUCUACCCGCUGACGUUGAUAAAAACUCAAAUACAGAUACAAAGGAAAAAGGAAGCGUAUAAAGGUGUCUCUGACGCGAUCACAAAGAUAUACGCGAGCGAAGGAGUGUCUGGACUUUACCGAGGAUUCUGGCUGUCGAGUUUUCAAAUAAUAUCAGGAGUUUUCUACAUUUCAACGUACGAAGGAGUGAGACAUGAGCUUGGAAAAUACGAUGUCAGUCCGCGAAUGAAGUCGUUUAUUGGUGGGGGCUGCGCGUCUAUAGUGGGUCAAACUGUGAUAGUUCCCUUCGACGUGCUGAGUCAGCAUCUGAUGGUACUCGGUCUGGUGAAGGGGUCUAGCAGCUGUGGUACCAAAAAUAUUGUAAUGAACCCGCUCGGGCUGGAUCUGGCCCAGCGUCGGUCGAAGGCGGCGUUGGCGCGCGAGGUGGCGGCCCGCGUGUACCGGCUGCACGGCGCGUUGGGCUACUACCGCGGGUACGCGGCUUCGCUUGCGGCCUACGUGCCCAACUCCGCGCUGUGGUGGGCCCUCUACACCGCCUACCAAGAUGAACUGCUGAAGAUAUCGCCAGUGUGGAUCUCUCAUCUACUCAUACAGUGUGUAGCGGGCACGCUGGGCGGGUUCACGACCACCAUACUCACAAACCCGCUUGACAUUGUGCGGGCGAGGUUACAGGUUGAAGGCGUCGGGUCAAUGCGUCAAGUCUUUAAGGAGUUAUGGCGCGAAGAAGGUCUUAUAGGGCUGUACGCGAAGGGUUUAUCAGCGAGGCUCGUUCAGUCAGCUUGCUUCUCCUUCUGCAUCAUAUUGGGAUACGAGAGCAUCAAGCGUGUCAGUGUUAGCGACGAGUACCGCGCCCGUGUGCGCUGGUGAAUAAAAAAAAACAGCCAAA
Molecule: messenger RNA, 1649 nt
Organism: Pararge aegeria (speckled wood butterfly)
Lineage: Eukaryota; Metazoa; Arthropoda; Insecta; Lepidoptera; Nymphalidae
Product: solute carrier family 25 member 44
Exons: 8
Coding region: 551-1630 (359 amino acids)
Biological process (GO): branched-chain amino acid catabolic process
Cellular component (GO): mitochondrion
Molecular function (GO): branched-chain amino acid transmembrane transporter activity
Source: RefSeq, a predicted model, not a curated record